AUGGAGGACCACCCGGUGUUUUUCCUGUGUCCCGAGCUGCUCCCACAGCAAGAACGAAGCGUGGAGAGGUAUUUUCGGAACAGACGCAGAUCCGGCGGCGGAGACGGGGGUCCGCUGCGUAAAGACCACACCGGGGUCUACAGCCUGUCGUUCAGGAGUCAAAAAGAUCAACAUGAAGUUCUCAGGAAGAAAAAACAUGUGGUGGAGGUUGGAGACUGUUCCCUGGAAAUCAUGGUCACAGAAGUGUCUCCUGAACACGGCAGAUCCCAGACGGACUGUGCAACUGCAAAGACUUGCAGAAGCUCACCCCUUCCCUCUAGUGGCGACCAUCAUGAACUACACGUGGAUCGUUACCUCCUCUUUUACCUGAAAGACUGUGAAAAAGCUGAACACUGGCUUCUCAAACAGUUAUCACUGUUGCACUGCAGGGCUGAGUUGUACCCAGAAAAUGAGAGCGUUGUGGUGAAGAGGAAGAGGGAGGGUGUUUGGUACUUGAAGGCAAAGCAGCUGAAGUGCUACGAGCUGACGAAUAUAUUGCAGAGCUCGACAAGACGUCUGGAUGACUUUGAGCAGGCUUUACGCACCAAUUUCCACCUACAGGAAGUUCCUAUUGCAGAUGUGAAGGCCAUAUGUUCGCUGCAAGUGAAAAUCAAACCAAUUUUGACAAAAAUCAACUGUGAGGGACGUAGGGUUGAGGCGUUGGCUUCACUUGAUAAUGUUAUUUACCUUGUGGGCCACGCCAAAGAAGUUAAAGAGCUUUAUGAAAUUGUCACACGGAUUGUUGAGGAUUUGGAUGAAGAAAUGGAACAAGGCAGGUCCUUGAAGGCAUCACAUAGUCUGGACUUGAAUGUGUUUUGUCCAAAUGCUUCAAAAUCCUCCUUCAUGUCACUCCAGGAAAACCGUUCUAAGCAUCCACCGCAAACGUGUCCUUCGCUUCUCGAUCAAGACGCGAUUGUCGUGGCUCGAUAUUUCCCGCAGGAAGACCUAGAGGUGUUGGUUUGUUUGGGCGACAUCAUCAAACAGGAAGCGGACGCGCUGGUGAACGCGGCUAACAAAGAUUUGAAACACGAGAGCGGCUCGGCUUUGGCUCUGUGCAAAGCCGGUGGGCGGGAAAUUCAAAUGGAAUGCAACGCUUUGGUGGAAAAUUACGGGAAAAUUUGCACGGGAGAAGCAGUGGUGACAGGCGGGGGCGCGCUGAAAUGCAAAAAGCUGAUACAUGCGGUCGCUCCGGUGAAUGGCAGAGUGGAUGGAAGAGAAAAGGCGUUGAUACAGAAAGCCGUCACCUGUGCUUUGGAUCUGUGUGAGAUCAUGGAGUUCACAUCAGUAGCGUUGCCCUGCGUAGGCUCAGGAGUGUUUGUGGUGCCUGCGUCUGUGUGCGCCGAGGCUAUCGCAAGCGCGGUUCGGGGUUUCAGCGCGAUCGGGCAGCGGAGUUUGAAGAAAAUUACUCUGAUAGACGAUAGAAAGAAGGUGGUGAAGUCUUUAAAGGCUGCGUGUGAUCGGGUACUGCGAGAUAUGCCGGUGAGGGAAAGUCUAGAUGUAGAAGUUGAGGAAACAUGGGAGGAGCAAACAGAAGGGCCGCUCAAAAGGCCGUCAGCGCCGUUAGAAGUGGCAUCCAAAGACAGCGGCGGGACGGCUAUCAAAGUGGACAUCAUACAAGGCACGAUUGAAAAGCAACAGGUGGAUGCGGUGGUGUCGCCGAUGUGCGGUGGGGGUCCUCUGUCCACUCGUGUUGGGAAGUGCUUGUAUGAGACGGUUGGGCCUCAGCUAACGGACAUUUACUCCAAACAAGAGCAAGGAGAGACGCCUGGAGACUGCGUGAUGGUGGACGGUCUGAGUGGAGCCAUGUUUAAAGCUAUUUUCUUUGUACAUCUCCUACAAUGGGACAAUGACCCGGAUGGAACUGCAGUUGAGGUCUUGAGGCUGGUGGUCAGUGAGGUCUUAACCUCGUGUGAAAACCAGGGCUUUACUUCCAUCGCUUUCCCCAUUCUCGGAGCUGGAGUGGCCCUCGGCUUUCCCGGGGACGUUGUGGCACAGGUUUUUCUCGAAGAAAUUCACAAUUUUGGCCAAAGACGGCACCAAACGGCUCCUUUCGCGGUCAGCAUCGUCUGCCCGCCAAGUGACGAGGAUUUCACCGAGACGCUGAAAUCUAUGCAGGAUUCAUUGGAGGAACCGGUUUUGCAAGAGCCAAAGCGAAUCAUCCUCUUGGGGAAAACCGGAUCCGGGAAGAGCAGCUUGGGAAACACCAUUUUGGAAGAACCGUUUUUUGAGACUGACGACACUCCCAACUCCGGGACAAAGAAAUGCCAAUCCAAAACCCAAACGAGGAACGGAAGCAGCUUCACCCUGAUCGACACUCCCGGUUUAUUCGAUUCAGAGCGUCCCGAAGAGGAGCUCAUGCCGCAGAUCCUCAGCUGUCUCACCGAAAGCACACCGGGACCACACGCUUUCCUCAUUGUGCUAAAAGUCGAAAAAUUCACGACGCAAGAGCAAUCCGUCAUCAACAAAAUAUGCCAAUACUUUUCCGAAGAAGCCUUACAAUACGCCACCGUGGUCUUCACCCACGGCAACCAGCUACCGCCUGGCACAACGAUUGAAACCUUUAUCAGCCAAAGUAAAGAUUUGAGCAAGCUCGUAGAAAAAUGCGGUAACCGUUGCCACGUUCUCGAUAACACAUAUUGGAACGACGCACAACCAGACCAGUACAGAUCUAACCGAUUCCAAGUCGAGGCUUUGCUUGACACCGUUGACCACAUGGUGAAAAGCAAUAACUGCGGGUUUUACACAAAUAAUGCGUUCAAAGUUCUGGAGGAAGACAUAGAGGAAGAAAUUAUCCAAAUCAAAGACGUCGAUGUAUACAAGCCUCCGGAUAUCGUUAGAAAAGAGGCGACAAAACGCGUGUUGGACAGGUGGCUGAUCAGUCUGGCAGGGAUAGGCACAGGCGCAGUGCUAGGAGCGAUUUUUGGCAUUGAAGCGAUGGUGAAGAUGGUUCUUCUCGCCGUUCAAAAGACGGUGUUUGUUAACGGAGCGCGAAAGCUUAUAUCUGCCACAGGGUGUGCUCCGUCAGGGAAGGGGCUGGCGAUUGCGACUGGGGUAGCGAUUGGUGUGGCUGCGUUGGUUGGAGGCGCUAGCGGUGCGGCGAUCGGAGGAAAGGAAGCCGAUGAAUCCGACUCGGUGGGAGAAGUUGUGGCGAAGACGAAAAAGGCAAUAUGCGGCACAAGGGAGCAGGGUCUGAAAGCCAUCCAAGACGUGGCAAAACGCUACAGCUUUGGUUCCAGGAUGCUCCCAAACACCAACAAAUCUCUGAAUUCCACCCAGGAGACCAUCGUGGACAGCACCGCCUCCACCACCAUGGGAGCUCUCAUCUUGUCUUUAGUUUUCCUCCUGGGAUUCCCUGGCAACAUCUUCAUCAUCUGGAGCGUUCUGGCCCGCGCCCGGAAACAAAACGUCACCACGCUGCUGAUUUUAAACCUGGCUAUAGCCGACGGAUCUCUCAUGGCUCUCACCCCUUUCUUCAUCAUCUACCUCAUUUUCAAGAACUGGAUUUUUGGAAACGUCAUGUGCAAAGUGCUCUUCUACCUGUGUCUGUUGAACAUGUACGCAUCUAUUUACCUGAUCACCAUCAUGAGUUUGUACCGGGUGCUGGCGAUACGGUGGCCUCACAGGGUCAGGGCGAUCACAGGGAAGAGGACGGUGAUGCAGGUCUUGGCGGUGACGUGGGUUUUGGUGAUGCUGGCCUCGAUCCCCGCCCUGCUCUACAGAGACACCAGGAGCAGUGGCGAGAGGGCGGCCUGCGAUUCUUAUCACGCCACUGACAAAGACGUGGUGAUCCAGUACAUGUUGGAGUUGGUGGUUGGCUUCUGCUUCCCGUACACUGUCAUCGUGGUCAGCUACAUCUGCAUCCUCAAGAGAAUCAGACAGACCAAGUUCCGGAGGAGGAUCCGCAGCGAGAAGCUCAUUCUGGCCAUAGUCGUGACCUUCUGCCUCUUCUGGCUGCCCUACCACGUCGUCAACAUGGUGCAGGUCACAUGGGCUUUGUAUCCAGAGGGACCAGUUAAAGACAGAUUGAACGUGAUCUGGCAUCGGAGCCGAGCCGUAGCAGCAGCCAUCGCCUUCAUCAGCAGCUGUGCAAACCCAGUGCUCUACUUCUUUGCCGGAAAGUCUUACAUCCGGCGCGAGGGCAUGGCAUUCAUGGCUCGGCUUUUUGAACGGACCGGACUGGAUUCCGCCACAAGGAAAAGUCGACAGAACAGUCAAAACAGCAGAGACAAGGAGGUGAACUCUGUCAUGCUGAAAGAGAAAGAGCCAGAGCUAGAUUCAGACACCAGCUCAAACCGGGUGAAGCCAGUCAAGAACGGCCACUAG
Messenger RNA from Knipowitschia caucasica, 4362 nucleotides. Lineage: Eukaryota; Metazoa; Chordata; Actinopteri; Gobiiformes; Gobiidae. The record is from the annotation of a GenBank genome assembly.